Cyprinus carpio (common carp) is the source of this 2679-nucleotide messenger RNA. Its product is annotated as probable serine/threonine-protein kinase MARK-A. Lineage: Eukaryota; Metazoa; Chordata; Actinopteri; Cypriniformes; Cyprinidae. Gene Ontology annotation, cellular component: cytoplasm. The transcript has 9 exons. The record is from RefSeq and is a predicted model, not a curated record. Gene Ontology annotation, molecular function: ATP binding; protein serine/threonine kinase activity. The coding region runs from base 356 to 2062 and encodes 568 amino acids. Gene Ontology annotation, biological process: protein autophosphorylation; negative regulation of apoptotic process; regulation of mitotic cell cycle.
CGCCGAACACCUGACUAACUGCCCUUUACUCCCGGACUUUCAGUAAGUGCAGCAUGUUUAGUACAUUUCAAAUAUAUGUAACACAGCAACAACAUUUUAGAAACGCGUGCUGUUCCGCUGUGAAAUUCAAGCACGCGCCUAUUAGAACGUCGAGGAUUAAAAAAAGAAUCUUGUGUGACGUCACAGAGUAGUCAAGCAGUAUAAAAGGCUCAACCUUCGAACCAGAGUUCAGUCGAGUUUCGUGAGUGAGAGUCAGUGUAGAGAAUCGACAGAGAGUGAUUACUGACUGACACACAGUGUACAGACACAAGUUUUUACACACAGGGGUCCACGGUUUAUAACAUAAUCGAGCAGAAUGUCAAAGACAUCUGUGUUUUUCGCUGAGUGCAGCGAAGUUAAGAGAGAAGCUGUGGACAGGCUGGAGAUGAUCAGCCUUACCUCAGACAUAAUGUCUGACUCUGUAAGCACCAAAGAGGUGACAACUUCCAAAAAAUCUGUGGAGACAACAGGAGAUCCAGGGAGCGUUAGCUCAGAUAAUCAAGCUGGCGUGAAGGCUUGUGCUAGAGACAGUGUGGAGAACAGCCCAACAGAGAAACCUGCAAAAGGGAAGAAGGGGAAAGACGUCCGCGCUGUCUUUCGGAGAGUAUGGAAGGCUGUAAAGCGCCCUUUCCUUUGCUGCGACCCGAACAGUGUGGUGUUUCUUACACCACAGCCGGACCUAGACGGUUCAGCGCUAACACCCGUCCCAAGUCCCUUCAGAAUCACACCAGUGGCUGACGCAGAUCCUGCCGACCCUGAGCUGCUGUGUCUGCCGGGCCAGGUCUGUGAAGAUGUUGAGUCUGUGUGUGUGCCAGGUCCCUCCAGGACGGAGCAAACAGCAGACGCAGAUCUGGCCGAUCCCGAGUCGUCGCCUGUGGCAGAUCCGUCCAGUUCUGACCCGGGUGACGAAAAAACUAAGAAGGGGAGGAAAAGGAAAGCAGUGCAUGCGUUCUUCUGGAGACUCCGUAAGGCUGUAAAGCACCUCUUCCUCUGCCGUGACUCGACUCAAACACCUGUCGAAGUCCCAUCUGAGAUGAAGUCAGUGGAUGACGACAUCCCUGUGGAGCCGGAGCCGGAGCCGGUCUGUCUGAGCAGGUCUGAGCAGGUCUGUGCAGCUCUCCAGUCCUCCACGUCUGUGCAAGCAGCCGACGCAGAUCCAGACGCUCCAGUGUUGAUGCAUGUCUCAGAUUCAUCCGAUUCAGAGAUCAGUCUGGAUUGUGGAUCUAGAGUGUGUCUCUUUCUGGUGGGAGAGCUUCUAGGAUACGGGAGUUUUGGAAAGGUGUAUGAGGGAACCCACAUAUUUGAUGAUAGAAUUAAGGUCGCCAUGAAGUACAUCCACAAGCACAAAAAUGACCGCCGUCUUCACUUUGCUGGUCAUUCCAAACCUGUCAUCGCAGAAGUGGCAAUGUUGCUUAGGUUGCGAGAACCUCCAUUAUGCCCCAACAUCAUCAAACUACACCACUGGAUUGAGAAGAAGAGGAGCUUCGUGCUCAUUAUGGAGUACCCGAAACCAUGCAGUACCUUGCAUCAGUACAUCACGUGUUCAGACGACAUGAAUGAAGGAAAAGCUCGCUGGUUAAUCAGUCAGUUAGUCCAAGCUGUGAAACACUGCGUUGACCAUGGAGUCUUCCAUGGUGAUAUCCACACGGGGAACAUCCUGGUGACUAACCCCAGUUUGGAGCUCAAACUAAUUGACUUCGGUUGUUCUUAUCCAAUCAGCAGUGAGGGCCUUCUCAGCAGUGAAUACCGAGGAGCACCACUCUUCACCCCACCUGAGGUCAUAAGGCACAGCAAAUACCACGCUGACCCAGCGUAUGUCUGGGCAAUAGGUGUUGUGCUGUUUGAAAUCUUGCACGGGUUUUUGCCAUUUGGAAACCAAGACGAAAUACUGCGUGACUAUGUUAAAGCAAAACCCACUUUAUCCUCAGCAUGCCAUGACCUGAUUUUCCAGUGUUUGAUCCGCAAUCCAGCGAACAGACUGACGCUAGAGCAUCUAGAAGAGCACAGGUGGUUUAAGAGCUAGAUUGGCAGAAGACAGCGGAUCCCAUGCAUCAGUUAGAUGAGAAAAGAGGCUUUCUGCUACAAAAGAGAGAUCCCUCUCCAUCUGUGCCUUGCGGACCAGAAGACAAACUUAAUGAACCCAUCAUUCAAUCUCCAAUCUCAACCAGAUCCGUCCAGUUCUGACCCGGGUGACGGUGAGUCCUCAUUACUUUGGUUGAUUUUAUUUCUACCAUUUUUAAUAUGCGAUGUUCUGUUGUCCAUCAUUACUUGUUAUAAUUCUGAUUCACUGCUAGCAACUGCUUAAAAACCCAACAACUGCUUCUGUUGUAUAAUUUUCACUUUUAAUUAUAUUAAUUAGUUAGCUGCAGCUCUAAUAAUCUUUCGCAGUGAUGUUUCUAAUAGUUUAUUGUUAAUUUUAGAAAAGGGAGGAAGAGGAAGACAGUCAGUGUGUUCUUCUGGAGAUUCUGUAAAGCUGUAAAGCACUUCUUCCUGUGCCGCGACUCGAACAGAGUCCAGAAUCUUACACCACAGCUGGAUCUAGACGAUUCUGAGCCAAUACCUGUCCAAGUUCCAGUGUUGGGAAGGAUACUUUGGAAAUCUAAUAUAUUACAGAUUACAAGUUACCCUACUUCAAAUGUA